AUGAGUUAUUUUUUUCGAAGGUUGUCAUAUUAUCUUAGUGAACAUCCGUUGAUGACGAAUAUAUUUUUGAGCACUGUUGUCGGUUUUUAUGGUGAUGUCAUUUGCCAAUCUAUCUAUGAACCCUGGACAAAAACUCGACCAUCUAUCACACAUGAUUCCCUUCCUACGGAGAGUUCUCAGUCACGUUUUCUGAUACAAAUACCCUCGAUUCCUAUGUAUCUGCGAUCAAAGUACUACAAAUACGUUGGCAGCAUUGGUGAUGUUCAACAUGACACGAAACCCGAACCUGUGCUUCUUGACCUUCGGCGAAGUAUGAUAUUUUCGAGUUUCGCUUUUAUCUUUGGAGUGAGAUACUCCUUGAUGAUAUUUCGUGUGUUGGAUCGCCUGAUUCCACCGAAGAAUAUUUCCAAGAAAGCAGCACUAGGGAAGGGGUUUCUGAACUGGAUUUUUUCACAGUUUAUCAACCCAAUUUUUCUGAUUCAUGUGUCUUUGUUGAACCACUUUUUUAUUUAUCGCGACGGGAGAGACGGUCGGCGUCAGCUGAAUGAGAUGCCCAGAUCGAAGCUCGCUGAGGGUUGGUACAAUAUAGAACAGGGGGGUUCCGUAGUGUACAAAAUGGGUCAUUACUACUGCUUGACAGACGAUAAAUCGUUUAAUAUAGAAGAGUAUAUGAAAUGUGUGCUGUUAGAUAUGAAAAAAUGUUUCGCAAAAGACUUCAUCGAUAUCACUCGAUACGGAUUGGUAUUUUGGGGUCUGAACUGGCUCCCAUUAUUUUACUAUAUACCAUGUCAUUUUAGAAUAGCCUACGCAUCUUGUGCACAAUUAAUUUGGAGUGGCAUUAUGUCAUUUAUUUUUUACCGCGGAUAG
Phytomonas sp. EM1 is the source of this 867-nucleotide messenger RNA. NCBI's taxonomy places the organism in Eukaryota, Euglenozoa, Kinetoplastea, Trypanosomatida, Trypanosomatidae. The record is from the annotation of a GenBank genome assembly.